Molecule: messenger RNA, 2226 nt
Organism: Stylonychia lemnae
Lineage: Eukaryota; Ciliophora; Spirotrichea; Sporadotrichida; Oxytrichidae
Source: the annotation of a GenBank genome assembly
AUGAGUGAUGAAGAAAAGCAAAUAGACGAUUAUGAGGAUAAUUUAGAGUUUGCUCAUAUUGAUGGAUCUCCAGAUAAACCUAAGAUAUCCAGGACUGCUCAUAUGAAAGCUCUGCAAAUACUCAUCAGUGACAAAAAAGAGAGAAUAAAGAAAAUCUUGUCUAAACCAGCUACCUCACGAUCCCCAGAGGAAUUGAAUGAAGUUGCUAGUUUACUCUCAAAUGUAGAUUUCCUCAAACACUUCAAAGAUAAGUUACUAGAUCUUGCAAGAUAUAUGACACUUGAAACAUAUCUAGGAAAGAAAACUAUAGUUGAAUAGGGUUCAGAGGGUGAUAAGUUUUACUUUAUUUUAGACGGGAAAGUCUCCAUUUAUAUAAAAUCUUUCAACGAUAUGACUGGAAAUGAAUUUUUUGUAACAAUUUUAUUCCAAAUAAUCCAAAUUUAGAAACAUGUAGUAGACUUGAAUCCAGGUGCUUAUUUUGGCGAGCUUUCUCUAAUCUAUAAUGCUCCGAGGACUGCAACUGUUACAUCUCUGGAUAGAUGCGAUUUGGUAGUAAUUUCUAGAUUCGCUUAUGAAAAAAUCAUAAGAGACUAUCAUAUUGACCAGAUGGACAAAAUGAUUACCUUCUACAUGAAUUUCCCAUUAUUUGAAGAUAUGAAUAAAGAAUUGGUCUUCACUAUUGUAACAAGAAGCAGAUAUAUUAAAGUAAGCACCAAGGAAACAGUAAUUUCUUAAGGUGAUACUCCAAGGAUGGUAUAUUUUAUAAAAAGCGGCAAACUUAAAGUGGUUAAAGAGAUAAAGACAUACAAGAAUAUAGGAAGAGGUAGAAUCUUAGGCAGCCCAACUUCAAUGUUUCAAAAGCAAAAAGAUUCACCUGCAUCUUUACCAAAUAUUAAUGGCAAAAAUAGAACUAUGUUUGACAAUUAAGAUUAAAAUUCAGCACUUGAUACAGUCUAAGAGGAGACUGUCUAUGAAGGAGUUCAAGAGUAGAUCUAGUUUUUAGAAUUAGAUGAAUUAGACUCUGGGGAUGUAUUCUGCCAUAAUAAUGUCAUUGAUAAAAAGCCAAUGGAUCAUUCAAUAAUAUCUGUUCUUCCCUCAGAGCUCUAUUCUUUACCUGCAAAUGAUUUCUUACUCUUGUGCAAGGAUUUACUCUCGGAUUUCCGCAGAUAUAAUAAACCCUAUCCCACUUCUACUCAAAUCAAGCAUAUGUUUAAUUAAGAAAAGAGAUGGGCGUAGUAUAAAGACUACCUAAUCAAGCAAAUAUAAAUAAACAAGAAGCUUGGAAAGGCUUCAUUUGACUAUAUUCUUCGUUAAAAUGAUAUUAAACUUCCUAAGCCAAUUCAAUUUAUUCCAGAACCUAAGAUUAAAGUUCAAGAGGGAAAGAGAAAAAUCACUAAAGAAGAUUUACAUAAGAGAUUCAUGAAAAAUUCAGAUUCAGAAGAAUCAGAUGAGGGUGAUCACGGCGAUUAGAAUGAUAAAUAGGAAAAAGAGAGCUCUAGAAAGAAGGGAAACGUGAUCAAAUCUCACGGAACUUCAACUCCAGCAUCUAGUGAAGAGUAAAGAAGAAUUAUUAGAGAUCCAACUGCCAUCAGAGGAAUCGACGCUUCUGAAGAAAAUGAUAGAAGGAAGUUUAAAAUGAUGGGACUUAGUGCCUAAUCCUUGUUUAUGGCUGAUCAGAGAAAGAAAAAACUAGAUAGUAAGAUCAAUGAAUUCAAUAAGCUGACUAAAUAGAUGAAGACUUAAUACAAUUCAACCUAAUAGCUACAAAGAGUUAGCCAGUCUAACUUGCACAAUUAAAAUUAAACUAUGAGGAAAUCAAUUAAAAACUCUUUCUCAUAAUCCAGCUUAGGAUUUGCAGGUAGCAAUAAUAAUGAUAAAGGAAAACUUAUGAAUAUUAAACAGAGAAAUCCAUUCCAAACUAAAGAGAGGAAGUCAGUAAGAGGCCUUGUAGUUUCAUAAGCAUUCCCAACACUUGACGAAAUAAAGCAUGUUGUAAAUUCAUUCAACUUUCUUUAAACGAACGAGAAGAAAGCACUAAACAAUAACAUGCAGAGUAGCCUAUAAUUUUCUCCAGCACUAAUCGACUCCUACAAUAAAUAUGCUCCAAGCUUAAAGAAACUUAAAAUUAAAAAGGUUGAAAAAUCGCCAAAGAAACUACCUAGACUUCAGCCUAAUGAAGAAUUAUCAAGAAACCCCUCUAUGUAAUAACCUGCUGAUUAAGAUUGA